AUGGAAUUCAAUAUGGUCCGGACUGGUAUACGGAGCCGCAAUGCUAUACAUUAUUAUGCUGAUCGCGACUACCCUCAUGGACAAGCUCUUGUCUUCCUCGACGGUGAUCAGAAAGGAGAGCCAGUACUAUCCAAUGCUUCAUCACUUCAGUAUCAGCAGCUACUCUGGAGCAAAGACAACCUUGGUCCUGGUGACCACCAAAUAGUUAUCAGUCAUGUAGGGAAAGACGGAGAAUAUAUUGGGCUUGAUUACUUUGUCAUCGAAUCGGACCACGGGUUCACACCCUCACUCGCCGGGCCAGCAGCUUCAAGCAUCCCAGCUGAAGCUGUGACGGUUGACGACAAUGACCUUACCCGUGUUUCUUAUUCUGUAGGUUGGGACCCUGCGGUUCAGCCCAAGACGUCCCAAUAUCAUGCAUUCCAUUACGGAAACACUAUGCAUCGGACUAGCCAGACUGGCGCAUACGCUUCGUUCAAAUUCAACGGUACAGCUGCCUGGUACUACACAGACUUGAGUCCUGGACACGGAAAGGUAAACGUGACAUUGGAUGGAGAACGAAGCUGGCUCGUGAGUGGUGAUGCCACAUUCAUAUCCGCUCAGCGAGUACUAUGGAACGUGUCGCAUUUACCGUAUGGUGAACACACUGUGGUUAUAACCCAUCAAGAUACAGCUGGCCUAUGGGCAACCCUUGAUUUCUUCCGGUACCUCCCAACUGAGCCUGCCUCACCUUCGCUGAAAACGAGUCUGCCAAUAGGUCUGAUUGUCGGAGGGGUUGUCGGAGGGGUUGUUAUCUUUGCCUUGUGCGGAGUAGGGUAUAUGUUUGCGCGGCGCCGUCACACCCCGGCGCGUCCACCUUACUUUGAACCAAAGAACUCCGAUGGACCUCCCUUGCUCAACCCCGGUCCUGGGUCUACCCAUCAAAUUCAUUCUCAACCAGCAUGGGGAUAUAUUUCUGAGCCUUACCGGCCAUCAACCCCAGUUAUUUUACCUGCAAAUCUCGGACCUAGGGCAUCAAAACAACCUAUUCAGGGUACUAAUGACCUUAUCAGAGCAUGUGGAUCUUCUAACAUGGCUAGUGGUAGCUGGAGAGCUAUGUCAAGCACGAGCGAAGGCAGUGAGGUUAAUACAAAUAAUAUGGAUAAUCCUCCUCCCUAUGUACAAUCUUAA
Molecule: messenger RNA, 1167 nt
Organism: Rhizoctonia solani
Lineage: Eukaryota; Fungi; Basidiomycota; Agaricomycetes; Cantharellales; Ceratobasidiaceae
Exons: 9
Coding region: 1-1167 (388 amino acids)
Source: RefSeq, a predicted model, not a curated record